UGAGCGAUUUCCACAUUCGAACGUGCCGCAGCAGCCGGUGGGACGCGUUUAAAAACCGUGCUUCACAGCCGUGAAUCGGCACAGUUCGACCAACGAUCGUACAAUCCAACUCGAGAAACAAUCCGAAACAAUCGUAAUCCAAGAAACAUGCAUCUGAAGAAGAUCGUCGCUUUCGUUAUUUUGGGCUUAACGGCGGCCCAACUCGAAGCUGUCCCAACGUCGUCGAAGAUCGAGGAGCAGAGGUUGGAGGACGAGAUUCUGAAAGAGGACCGGAUCUUGGACAACGAGCGAUCGAAGAAAUCGGUGCUUCUUCUCAACAACCAGCUUCCCGUAACCAGCCAGGCCUUGCAAACGCUGCAAACGUCAGCCUCCAAAACCGUCGAAACGCUGAUCCAACCGAACGCUCAGAUUCUCAACGUCCAAUCGGUGCCUCAGACUGUAGAAACUGUCAACCUUCUGCCCAACGGUCAACCAGUGGUCAACAUCCAAUCCUUGCCUCAAACCGUCGAAACUGUCAUCCAAUCCAAUACUCAACCAGCUCAGCUUCUUAAUAUUCAAUCGAGUCCUCGUGCUGUCGAAACUAUCAACGUCCAACCUAACGUUCAACCACUGCUGAACAUCCAAUCCUUGCCUCAAACCGUCGAAACACUCAGCAUUCAAUCGAACAGUCAACCAACUCAGCUUCUGAAUAUCCAAUCAGCUCCUCGAACCGUCGAAACUGUCAGCAUCCAGCAGCAACAACCUCUCAACGUCCAACCCCUGCUCAACAUCCAAUCCUUGCCUCAAACUGUCGAAACACUCAGCAUCCAAUCCAACACUCAACCAGCUCAGCAACUUCUGAAUAUCCAAUCAGCUCCUCGAGCCGUCGAAACUGUCAGCAUCCAGCAGCAACAGCAACCUAUCCUCAGCGUCCAAUCAACUGGAGGCCAAUUGCUUCAAACUUCGAUGCCCCAAACUCUGAGCCUCCAGUCGAACGGUCUUCAGCAACUGGUCAACGUGCCUCAGAUCGUCGAGACUUUCAACGUCCCUCAAACUCUGAAUCUGCAAGCUGGACAACCUUUUCAAACUCUGUUCCCCCAAUCGAGCGCAACGGUGAUCGCUCAACAGUCGGCCAUCAACCCUGUUCCUGUUCCAGCACAGACCAACGUGAACAUCGUGCCUCAGCUGCCGAUCAAGGAGGUGCAGAUCGAGUCCGUCCCGUCCUCUGUCGUCGAGAUCGGGAAGGGAUUCGUCAACCCCCUCGCAGAGGAGAUGAUCGUCCCACCUUUGAAUGAGUUCUCCUUGGCCCAAGCCAAGGAACGGGUCGUAGUCUCGCCGUCCACCAGCUCUUUUUUUACCACGGUCAACAAGGAUCCUGCGACGAACUACGUGCCACAGGUGUAUUACAAUCCUCGACAACCUCUGACCGUUGGGCCGUCGAGAGUCGUCUCGCGAGUACUUUAAUUAUUUUAAUAAUUGAUACGAUAUGCAAAUUAUUGGGUAGAGGGAUGCGAAUUUUAAUCGACGCCAUUCGUGGGAUGAUAAUUAUAUUAAACAUUAUAAAAUUGGGGAUAUAAUAACAUUUGUAGAUAUUUUAAUAUUAUUCCUAUAAUUUGAUUAUAGAGAAAAGGGAUAAGAAUAAAAUUUAUUGGAACGAAUUUUGUUACUCGAUAUUAUUUAUAAUAUUUGAACACGCUCGAAUUGAAAUCCUUUACCUUUAAAAACCGUGCCUGCAACUUCGUCCAACGGACGAAGAUCGAAAUCUCUCUCGAUCUCGAGGUUCCACGUCGAUUUCACGACAUGGAGGAUCCUCGACCAGGACAUCCAGGAACGUUAUAAAAGGAGUCUUAAUCGGAAUUCGAGUCGAAAAGGGACCCUCCCUGAGGAUCUGACCCCGAAAGCGGAUGACGGGCGACCUCACAAUAGAGCGGAGCCCCGAGAGAUUUACGAUAACGUCGCGAGUCGUGCAUUCAUCAUGGCGGAGGGACAGCGCGAGAUCGUCAAAAUCAAGCUCUGACGUCGUCGAACGAAUUCUCUCCAUCGAUCCUUUCACGAUUUUUACGCGAUUCUAAAAGUGAAGAAUCGUUCCAAAGGGAAUAGAUGCUUUUAAAUAAGUCUUUUGGAAAUAAUUUUUUAAUACAUAAAAUCUUCUACUUUGUUUGAUUAUGAUAUUAUUGAAAAUUGUGAAAAUUAUUUUCAUUUCAUGAAAUUACGUUAGGAUGAUUGAAAUAUAAUUUAUAAUAUUAAUAUAUCUAGGAUCUUAUUGGAAUGCAUACAAUUA
This is a messenger RNA of Apis mellifera (honey bee), 2260 nucleotides long. RefSeq lists its product as uncharacterized. The record is from RefSeq and is a predicted model, not a curated record. The coding region runs from base 148 to 1443 and encodes 431 amino acids. The transcript is spliced from 2 exons. NCBI's taxonomy places the organism in Eukaryota, Metazoa, Arthropoda, Insecta, Hymenoptera, Apidae.